AUGGAUUUUCUUCCAGUAUUUCAAUCACAGGUAUUAUUUCGAGGAAAAGAUGUAAUCAAUCAUGCAGCUAUAGUAGGUGUUGAUGUACGCCAAUGCUCUUGUAAAGAACAACAGUCUUGUACAAAAGAAAUGAAAGAACAAGCUGCAGAUUGUUUUCAGCCGUGUUGGUCUGGCAUACGUGAGGUAAAUUUAUGUGUUGAAUCUGAUUCUGGUCCACGAAUUCAAAAAACUAAUAUAAGCGAGGUGUUUCGCUUGAGCGAAAGAGCAAUCGCUCAUAAAACCGAUUCUCUGUCAAGUAUUAUACCAAACUCGAUUCGAAAAAUCGUUGAAACAGCGUCGAACUUCGGAAUUUGCUUAAAGACCUGUUUCUUGAAGAAAAACGAGAAUGGCUUUUGCUUUGAUCGAAAUGAAUGCCAACCAUUGAUACUAGAAAUGAAAGCAAAAAGGACGUUAAGACGAUGUACUCGUUCAAUAAAUUGGAAAAAAGAAGCUGGUGAGCUUUGUCAAUGUUCAGUCGAUGCAGGUUUAUCGUAA
Molecule: messenger RNA, 534 nt
Organism: Dracunculus medinensis (Guinea worm)
Lineage: Eukaryota; Metazoa; Nematoda; Chromadorea; Rhabditida; Dracunculidae
Source: the annotation of a GenBank genome assembly